UCUAUUGUUAAUUCGAAUCUGUCAGAAAACAAUCAACUGGCCCCCGAUAAAAGGGCUAAUAUGCUUGUCAAACGCUCCAUUCGCCCCUAAAUUGAGCGUACAGUACAGACUACCAGGAACACCAACAUGGAACUCCAUUUGGCAGUGCACGACGAUCGCCACAUCAAGCGGCCGCUCAAUUCGUUCAUGGUGUGGGCCAAAGGGAGAAGACGGGAAAUGAACCGAGACAACCCCAAAAUGCGCAACGCAGAAAUCAGCAAAAUCCUGGGCGAGGAGUGGCGGCAGUUAUCUGACGAGGUGAAAAAGCCUUUCGUUGAAGAGGCCAUUCGCCUUCGACGCCAGCACAAGAUCGACCACCCAAACUACAGAUACAGGCCACGACGAAAGAACCGCAUGGAAGGCAACGGCGAGAUCGUGCAAGGUGACGGAUUCCGUCAACCGUUCGCUCUGUACCCGAACUCUGGCGCGCCGCCGUCCGCCGGUUUCCUGGCCCAUUCCUUGCCACAGGAUUACAAAUCGGCAAUGUUUCCACCGAGGUAUUCCCAUCACGAGAAGCACGGUUACGCAAGCGAGCACGUUUCCAAGACCAGCAACGUUUCCACCAGUUACCUGUCGCCUUUUUCAGUUCGGCCAUCAGAGGUCCCGUCUUGGAAUGGCUACCUGUCCCCCGCCACAUCACCAUAUUACUUCGAAACACCUCGCUUCACCAUACCUUGCGAAAGUCCUGUUCGAGCAAUCCACCCAGGGAGCAUUCCUCAAGUUAAAGAGAAGUUGCCCAGCCCUGGAAGCCCAAGCAUGGCCAGGAACCAUACUAGCUGGCCGUAUUUUGCCCUGAAGGCUGAACUACAAUACACCUAAACACACUUUUCUCUUUUGUUCAACGCAAACACGAGGAGUUUUCUUAAGUGACUCUAACGCCAUCAAGGACA
Messenger RNA from Orbicella faveolata, 929 nucleotides. RefSeq lists its product as uncharacterized. Gene Ontology annotation, cellular component: nucleus. Lineage: Eukaryota; Metazoa; Cnidaria; Anthozoa; Scleractinia; Merulinidae. Gene Ontology annotation, biological process: cell differentiation; positive regulation of transcription by RNA polymerase II. The record is from RefSeq and is a predicted model, not a curated record. Gene Ontology annotation, molecular function: RNA polymerase II cis-regulatory region sequence-specific DNA binding; DNA-binding transcription activator activity, RNA polymerase II-specific.